This is a messenger RNA of Gymnogyps californianus (California condor), 958 nucleotides long. It is a transcript of the gene SULT6B1, whose product is annotated as sulfotransferase family 6B member 1. The transcript has 6 exons. Gene Ontology annotation, molecular function: sulfotransferase activity. Gene Ontology annotation, cellular component: cytoplasm. The record is from RefSeq and is a predicted model, not a curated record. Gene Ontology annotation, biological process: sulfation. NCBI's taxonomy places the organism in Eukaryota, Metazoa, Chordata, Aves, Accipitriformes, Cathartidae. Bases 7 to 789 code for a protein of 260 amino acids.
GUAAACAUGGCUGAGGAUAAAAAAGCCUUUGUUGAUGAGAUAAAUAAAGCAUUGGCAAAGUCUGAAGGGCUUACCUUGAAGGAUCUGCUGUUCUCCUACCAGGGAACCCUGUACCCUGUCACAGUGUACAGUGCGGAAACGUUCCAAGCCCCGGAAAACCUGGAAACCAGAAAAGAUGAUAGGGUGCUGGUGUCCUAUCCCAAAUGCAGUGUGAACUGGCUUAUCCAGAUUUUAAGUGAUUUGAUAUUUAUAACUAUGCAGAGUAAACCUGUAGGCAUAGAACUACCAUUUAUUGAAUGUGGAGAUCCAGAUAAAUAUCAGAGGAUGAAGCAGAUUCCAUCUCCAAGGAUUUUGGCAACAAAUCUGAAUUAUGAUCGCCUCCCCAAGUCUAUUUUCAAGAAAAAGCUAAGAUGGGGAUCCUAUUUUGAUCAUGCAGUCACCUGGAACAAACAUGUUGAGGAUGAGAAUACUGUGAUCAUAAUAUAUGAAGACCUGAAAGAGAACCUGACUGCCAGUGUAAAGCAGAUAGCUGAAUUCUUUGGAUUCUCCCCAACGGCAGAGCAGAUCCAGUCCCUUGCAGACAGGGCCACUUUCCAAGCAGUGAAAGAUAAGGCUGAGGAGACUCAUGGUGCUGUUGGCUCAAUUCUUUUCCACAAAGGUGUUGUUGGAGAGUGGAAAAAUCUUUUCACUGAAGCUCGGAACCAGGAAAUGGAUGCCAAAUUCAAAGUCUACUUAGAAGGAACUAAGCUGGGAGCGAAGUUAAAGUAUGAUGUGUACUGCAAGGCCUGAACCUCCUUUACAGAAAAACCUCAUGUUCAGGCUGCUUUUCAUUCACUUUUAGGAAAUAAAACAGAAACCAGGACAAUAUCUGAUUUAAAAAUUUUGAAAAUCCAAGCAAUCCUUGCUUGUGCAGUUAGUAUCAUUGACUUGACUGGAUUCUCUUAAAUGACCUAUAGUU